Messenger RNA from Pseudoliparis swirei, 2083 nucleotides. Its product is annotated as hemicentin-1-like. The record is from RefSeq and is a predicted model, not a curated record. Gene Ontology annotation, cellular component: plasma membrane; axon. The transcript has 11 exons. Gene Ontology annotation, molecular function: cell-cell adhesion mediator activity. NCBI's taxonomy places the organism in Eukaryota, Metazoa, Chordata, Actinopteri, Perciformes, Liparidae. Gene Ontology annotation, biological process: homophilic cell-cell adhesion; axon guidance; dendrite self-avoidance. Bases 244 to 1932 code for a protein of 562 amino acids.
UAGGGGGCUGAGGACGCAACCCUGGGGGGAUCCUGUGUUCAGGGUGAGGGGUUUGGAGGUGUGUCUGCCCACCCUGACCACCUGUGGCCUGGCGGUCAGGAAGUCCAGGAUCCAAGCACACAGGGGGGUGUUCAGUCCCAGCUCAAUCAGCUUGCCGGCCAGUCUGGAGGGGACUAUGGUGUUGAAAGCUGAACUAUAAUCAAUGAACAGCAGUCUCACAUAGCCCCCCCUCUGGCUGUCCAGAUGAGAGAGUGUGGUGUGCAGUACCUGGGAGACAGCAUCAUCCGUGGAUCUGUUUGGGCGAUAAGCAAACUGCAGCGGGUCCAUGGAGGAAGGGAGGAAGGCGCAGAUGUAGUCCUUUAUCAGCCUCUCAAAGCAUUUCAUGACCACCGAGUCCCGCCUUCCAUUCACGACGGGGAGCAGCAGGUGGUCGCGGUGGAGAGCGCUCCGGCUCAGCUGGUGUGCGUGGCCGACGGCGUCCCUCAGCCCAGCCUCACCUGGGAGAAGGACGGCGCCCUCCUCAGCGAGCGCACAGGGGAGUACACCAUCCUCCCCUCCGGAGAGCUGGUGAUAGACGUCACUCAGCCCGGCGACGGAGGCGUUUACACCUGCGUUGCCACAAACGCGGUCGGUCGGGACAGCCGGCCGACGACGCUGUCGGUGCACACUCGCCCCGUCUUCACCGAGCGGCUCGCAGACGUGGCCCUCAACAAGGGAGAGCGCCUCCUGCUGGCCUGUGGAGUCGGUGGCGUCCCCCCGCCCAGAAUCACGUGGGCCUUCAACGACAACGUCGUCCCGGUUCCCUCUGACCGCGUGCCGGGCCUCAGCGAGCUGCUGGUGGAGCGCGUGGACAAAGAGGACUCGGGCACCUACAGCUGCGAGGCAGAAAACGACGUCGGGACCAUCAAGUCACUGGGCGUCGUCUACGUCAGAGAGCCUCCGAUCAUCGACGGGGACCAUCACUCCGACCGCGUUGAGCCUCUUGGUGGCAACGCCAUCCUGAGCUGUGAGGUCCGGGGAGACCCCCCCCCCACCAUCCGCUGGAGCAAGAGCGGAAUCAACAUCCAGACCGGCGACCGCGUCCGUCAGCUGGACAACGGCUCGCUGGCCAUCUACGGCACGGCGAGUGAAGAUGCAGGCGACUGCAUGUGUGUGGCAGCGAAUGAGGCUGGAGUGGUGGAGAGGAGCGUCGCCCUGACCGUGCACAGUGCUCCGGCCAUCACGGCGGAGCCGACGGUGGUGGUGGACGCCGGCGGCACGGUCGUGCUCGACUGUCGGGCGGAGGGGGAGCCCACGCCCACGAUGGAGUGGUCCCGGAAGGGAGGGCGCCGCCUGCUGGGCGACGACCGCUUCUCCCCGCUGUCCAACGGCUCGCUGCGAGUCAGCAGCGCCCAGAAGGAGGACACGGCCCAGUAUGAAUGCCUGGCCAGAAACCUGCUGGGGUCAGCGAGGGCCAGGGUCACGCUGACCGUGAGAGGAGAGCCAGACGCGGCGGGGGUUAAAGUCUGUGUUUCACGGGGGCCACUCGGAGUGGUCAGCCUGGGGCCCGUGCAGCGCGUCCUGUGGCGUCGGCUCCCAAAGGAAGCGUCGGCGGUGGACCAAUCCUCUCCCCGCCAACGGGGGGCGCCACUGCGCAGGGUCGGACACGGAGACGCGAGGCUGUCAGGGGAGCGUGUCCAGUGGAUGCUAACUGGUCCGAGUGGUCUCUGUGGGAGGAGUGUUCUCGUACCUGUGGUCAUGGCAACAGGACGAAGGUCCGGACCUGCAGCAACCCUCCGGCGCAGCACGGGGGCAAGCCGUGCGAGGGCAAGGCCGCGGAGGUCACCGUGUGCGGCCGUGUCCAGUCAACGGUCACUGGAGCCCGUGGAGCAGCUGGGGCGGCUGCAGCAGGACGUGCAACGGGGGUCAGACGAGGCGCUACCGGACGUGUGACGACCCCAGCCCCGCCAACGGGGGGAGAGCGUGUGCAGGAGCAGACACGCAGAUACAGAGGUGGACGGGAGCUGGGCCUCGUGGCAGCUCUGGGGAGGAUGCUCCGCCUCCUGCGGCGGCGGCGCGUCCGUCUGUGUAACAGUCCGCCUCG